Molecule: messenger RNA, 5634 nt
Organism: Jaculus jaculus (lesser Egyptian jerboa)
Lineage: Eukaryota; Metazoa; Chordata; Mammalia; Rodentia; Dipodidae
Gene: Tnks2
Product: tankyrase 2
Exons: 27
Coding region: 16-3510 (1164 amino acids)
Cellular component (GO): cytoplasm; nucleus
Molecular function (GO): protein binding; NAD+ poly-ADP-ribosyltransferase activity
Source: RefSeq, a predicted model, not a curated record
GCGGCGCUCAGGAUCAUGUCCGGCCGCCGCUGCGCCGGCGGGGGCGCGGCCUGCGCGAGCGCCGAGGCCGUGGAGCCGGCCGCCCGAGAACUGUUCGAGGCGUGCCGCAACGGGGACGUGGAGCGAGUCAAGAGGCUGGUGACGCCCGAGAAGGUGAACAGCCGCGACACGGCCGGCAGGAAGUCCACCCCGCUCCACUUCGCCGCAGGUUUUGGACGAAAAGAUGUUGUUGAAUAUUUGCUUCAGAAUGGUGCAAAUGUACAAGCCCGCGAUGAUGGGGGGCUUAUUCCUCUUCAUAAUGCAUGUUCUUUUGGGCAUGCUGAAGUAGUCAGUCUCCUUUUACAACAUGGUGCAGACCCAAAUGCUCGAGAUAAUUGGAAUUACACACCUCUCCAUGAAGCUGCAAUUAAAGGAAAAAUUGAUGUUUGCAUUGUGCUCUUACAGCAUGGAGCUGAGCCAACCAUUCGAAAUACAGAUGGAAGGACAGCAUUGGACUUAGCAGAUCCAUCUGCCAAAGCAGUUCUUACUGGUGACUAUAAGAAAGAUGAACUCUUGGAAAGUGCCAGGAGUGGCAAUGAAGAAAAAAUGAUGGCUCUACUUACACCAUUAAAUGUCAACUGCCAUGCAAGUGAUGGCAGAAAGUCAACUCCAUUGCAUUUGGCAGCAGGGUACAACAGAGUAAAGAUUGUACAGCUAUUACUGCAACAUGGAGCUGAUGUCCAUGCUAAAGAUAAAGGUGAUCUGGUGCCAUUACACAAUGCCUGUUCUUAUGGUCAUUAUGAAGUAACUGAACUUCUGGUCAAGCAUGGUGCCUGUGUGAAUGCAAUGGACUUGUGGCAGUUCACUCCUCUUCAUGAGGCUGCUUCUAAGAACAGGGUUGAGGUGUGUUCCCUUCUCCUCAGUUAUGGUGCAGAUCCAACAUUGCUGAAUUGUCACAAUAAGAGUGCUAUAGAUUUGGCUCCCACACCACAGUUAAAAGAAAGAUUGUCAUAUGAGUUUAAAGGCCACUCAUUGCUGCAAGCUGCACGAGAAGCUGAUGUGACAAGAAUCAAAAAACAUCUUUCUCUGGAAAUGGUGAAUUUCAAACAUCCCCAAACGCACGAAACUGCACUGCAUUGUGCUGCUGCAUCCCCAUCUCCCAAAAGAAAGCAAAUCUGUGAAAUGUUGCUAAGAAAAGGAGCAAACAUCAAUGAAAAGACUAAAGAAUUCUUGACUCCUCUGCACGUGGCAUCUGAGAAAGCUCACAAUGAUGUUGUUGAAGUCGUGGUGAAACAUGAAGCAAAGGUGAAUGCUUUGGAUAACCUUGGUCAGACGUCACUACACAGAGCUGCACAUUGUGGUCAUCUCCAGACCUGCCGCCUACUCCUGAGCUAUGGGUGCGACCCUAACAUCGUGUCCCUUCAGGGCUGCACUGCCUUGCAGAUGGGGAAUGAAAACGUGCAGCAGCUACUUCAAGAGGGUAUCUCAUUGGGCAAUUCAGAAGCAGACAGACAACUGCUAGAAGCUGCAAAAGCUGGUGAUGUAGAAACUGUGAAGAAACUGUGUACUGUUCAGAGUGUCAACUGUAGAGACAUUGAAGGACGUCAGUCUACACCACUUCAUUUUGCAGCUGGGUAUAACAGGGUGUCUGUAGUGGAGUAUCUGCUACAGCAUGGAGCUGAUGUGCAUGCUAAAGAUAAAGGAGGCCUUGUACCUUUGCAUAAUGCAUGUUCUUAUGGACAUUAUGAAGUUGCAGAACUUCUUGUUAAGCAUGGAGCAGUAGUUAAUGUAGCUGAUUUAUGGAAGUUUACACCUUUACAUGAAGCUGCAGCAAAAGGAAAAUAUGAAAUAUGCAAACUUCUACUCCAGCAUGGUGCAGAUCCUACAAAGAAAAACAGAGAUGGUAAUACUCCUUUGGAUCUUGUUAAAGAUGGUGAUACAGAUAUCCAAGAUCUACUUAGAGGAGAUGCAGCUUUGCUAGAUGCUGCCAAGAAGGGUUGUUUAGCAAGAGUGAAGAAGUUAUCUUCACCUGAUAAUGUAAAUUGCCGUGAUACUCAAGGCCGACAUUCUACACCUCUACACUUGGCAGCUGGUUAUAAUAAUUUAGAAGUUGCAGAGUAUUUAUUGCAACAUGGAGCUGAUGUGAAUGCCCAAGACAAAGGAGGACUCAUUCCUUUGCACAACGCGGCAUCAUAUGGGCAUGUAGAUGUAGCAGCAUUACUAAUAAAGUACAAUGCAUGUGUUAAUGCCACGGACAAAUGGGCUUUCACACCUCUGCAUGAAGCAGCCCAAAAGGGACGAACCCAGCUUUGUGCUUUAUUGUUGGCCCAUGGAGCUGAUCCUACUCUCAAAAAUCAGGAAGGACAAACACCUUUAGAUUUAGUUUCAGCAGAUGAUGUCAGUGCUCUCUUGACAGCAGCCAUGCCUCCCUCUGCUCUGCCUUCAUGCUAUAAGCCACAAGUGCUCAAUGGUGUGCGAAGUCCAGCAACCACUGCAGACACUCUGUCUUCAGGUCCAUCCAGCCCCUCAAGCCUUUCUGCAGCCAGCAGUCUUGACAAUCUCUCUGGGAGUUUCUCUGAACUGUCUUCAGUUGUUAGUUCAAGUGGAACAGAAGGUGCUUCCAGUCUGGAGAGAAAGGAAGAUCCAGGAGUGGAUUUUAGCAUAACUCAAUUUGUAAGGAAUCUUGGACUUGAGCACCUAAUGGACAUAUUUGAGAGAGAACAGAUCACUUUAGAUGUGUUAGUUGAGAUGGGGCACAAAGAGCUGAAAGAGAUUGGAAUCAAUGCUUAUGGACAUCGACACAAACUAAUUAAAGGAGUUGAAAGACUCAUCUCUGGACAACAAGGUCUUAAUCCAUAUUUAACUCUAAACAACUCUGGUAGUGGAACAAUUCUCAUAGAUCUAUCUCCUGAUGAUAAAGAAUUUCAGUCUGUGGAAGAAGAGAUGCAAAGUACAGUCCGAGAACACAGAGAUGGAGGUCAUGCAGGUGGCAUCUUUAACAGAUACAAUAUUCUCAAGAUCCAGAAGGUUUGUAACAAGAAACUAUGGGAAAGAUAUACACACCGGAGAAAAGAAGUUUCUGAAGAAAACCACAACCAUGCUAAUGAAAGAAUGUUAUUUCAUGGAUCACCCUUUGUGAAUGCAAUUAUCCAUAAGGGCUUUGAUGAAAGACAUGCAUACAUAGGUGGCAUGUUUGGAGCUGGGAUUUAUUUUGCUGAAAACUCUUCCAAAAGCAAUCAGUAUGUAUAUGGAAUUGGAGGUGGUACUGGGUGUCCAGUUCACAAAGACAGAUCUUGUUAUAUUUGCCACAGGCAGCUGCUGUUUUGCCGAGUAACUUUAGGGAAGUCUUUCCUGCAGUUCAGUGCAAUGAAAAUGGCACAUUCUCCUCCAGGUCAUCACUCAGUCACCGGUCGGCCCAGUGUAAAUGGUCUGGCAUUAGCUGAAUAUGUUAUUUACAGAGGAGAACAGGCUUAUCCAGAAUAUUUAAUAACUUACCAGAUUGUGAGGCCUGACGGUAUGGUUGAUGGAUAAGUGGUUGUUUGGGGAAACUAAUUCCACUGAACCUAAAAUCACUGAAGCAGAUGGUGGCCUCUAAAAUUUUACUCCUUGGCUGAAAAAAUACAUCUUGACCACAGGCCUGUAGUAAAUGGAUAAAAAUGUGAAAGAAGUUUAACAUUCUGACUUGAUAAAGCUUUAAUAAUGUACAGUGUUUUCUAAAUAUUUCCUGUUUUUCAGCACUUUAACAGAUGCCCUUCCAGGUUAAACUGGGUUUGUCUAUACUAAAUUAUAAGAGUUAACUUGAACCUUUUAUACAUUGUGCAUUGAUUCUAACAAAAACUGUAAUGCCUCUAACAGACUCAUUUUACUAAUAUAAUACUGUGUUCUUUCAAACACAGCAUUUACACUGAAUACAAUUUCAUUUGUAAAACUGUAAAUAAGAGCUUUUGUACUAGCCCAAUAUUUAUUUACAUUGCUUUGUAAUAUAAAUCUACUGUUUUAGAACUGCAGUGGUUUACAACAUUUUUUUCAUGUGUAUUGCUCAUCUGUAUUUCAUCUUGCAUCUUCCAAGUGAGUGAUCUUUAUGUUUGAUUCCAUAGGCGAUGUUGAGUUCCCAGUAGAAACUUAGUUGGGAAAGACUUUUCAAAUUUAAUUAGCUGAUGAAAGUAUUUCUCAUUAGAAAUCUUUCUCACAUAACAAUUUUUAUGCAUACUUUGAGGACAGUUUGUGAUGCCUUUGUAUGUAUGAGAUACACAUUCCAAAGAGCCCUGCCUGUGAUACAGUAGUUCCUAUACUAAGGAAGCUUCUUCACUGGCCUCAAACUCCCAUUUCACUUUGGAAAAAUUCCCAAUAUUAUUCUGAAACUCCUGGUUUCUAGGGAGGCUAAUCCCUGCUUUCAAAAAGUCACAGUGCUCUGCUCAUGGAAUAUAACUAGGAAGUAAAACAUUAGAGGUGGGAAAGGCAGUCCUGGACCACUUCCCAGUCAGCUCUACUUCCCUUAAAAAGGAGGGAAUUAGCAACUGGGAUGGGUAGUUUUUUAUCCUUGCUUUUAGUUGCUUUUUUUUUUGUUGUUGUUUGUUUGUUUGUUUUUGGUUUUUUUCUUGAUCUUAUAUUUAUAACCGAUAAUCUAUAUGACCUCCUAAAUGGCAAGUGCUUCCUGCUCCUGGGCUGUUUCUUUGUGGCAUCCUCAUUUGGAAAUGUGUUGAUGUUCACUGGCAGUUGUAGAAAGAAUUGCUCUUCCAUAAAAUGCCAUUCCUGGCUGUUCUGGUGUAUACUCUUCUGGGAGUCAUGCUCAAGCAUCUUGUGCGGAACUAGCAUUAUUGCUGGUGAUCCAUUUACUUGUUGACCUUAGUUUCCUCAGCAAACAAGGAAAGGUUUUUACCCACUUAAGUCUUUUUUUAAGACAUUCCCCUUCACUCUAUACCAGCUUACCUUUGUUUUGCCUUUUAUUUAGUCUAAAUUAACCAGUCCUUUACUAAAUGUAUGUAUAGUGCUAGGAAGUCACAUUUAUUGUCCUGAGUAAGAGUGAAAUCAAAGUCCGUGCACUUCUGGAGUUGUUAAUAUGAUAUGAAAUUGUGAUCAUUAUUUAAGAGAUCAAAGUGCUUUUAUACAGCUCUCUGCUAAUUACAAACACAAUCCAAAAGUCAUUUCUUGAUAAAAGGAAUUUGCCAACUUUUAUAUAAAAUUUUCAGGUUGUAUAGUUAGAAGAUAAUGAAAGGAAUCAAUGGGAUUUAUAUUUACAUAUCUUCUCUCUCAACAUUUAGCCCACAUUACCCUACACAUGAAUCUGGAAUUGUCAUGUAAAAUCAUCAUGGUCUAGUUUACAGUGUUAUGAAUUGUUAUUUCAUCUACUCCAUAGCCUACUUGUGUUGUUUUUCCAUGGGUGAUUAUACUGUGUUUAUUAUGCUAGCAUGGCAGUGUUUUCACAUAGCUUUUGUUUAGUGGAAGCUUGGGGCUUGGAGGUUUUUAAACGCUUUGCAUGAAAUGUCUUACUUUGUAGUGAUGGAAUUGCUUUUUCUUUUGUCUUGUAGAUUUUUUUGAAGUGAAAUUGAUUUUUGUGUGUGUGUGAGUAGUACUGUUAUGCCCACCUUAGUGUCUUUCUUGUACUGUAUCACAUUCCAUGCCCUCAUUGAAUUCUUAAUAAACUGUUCACUUGUU